Pecten maximus is the source of this 1159-nucleotide messenger RNA. RefSeq names its product DNA-binding protein RFXANK-like. The coding region runs from base 64 to 924 and encodes 286 amino acids. NCBI's taxonomy places the organism in Eukaryota, Metazoa, Mollusca, Bivalvia, Pectinida, Pectinidae. Gene Ontology annotation, molecular function: protein binding. The transcript has 8 exons. The record is from RefSeq and is a predicted model, not a curated record.
AAGGAAAUUUAGGCUAUAGCUAGCGGGCUAACGCGACAACUGACCAUAACUUGACUAAGAAUUAUGGAGGUAACAGAGUCCUGUGGCAGGAAAAAUAAUAAGGGUGGAGAUGAUACAAAGAAAGGAUCACCAGACAGAAUGGCUGGUGGACGGAGAAAGCUGUUAUCCCCAAUGCGGAGGUUUGGGUCAUCAGGCCAUCCUGGAGCUUUCCGACUUGUCUCACCAAUAGACAGUGACCAGGAACUCAAUGACCUGGAGGUGGCCUCUGUAUUAGCAGAAGGGAAUAAAGAAAGUCCGGAUUGUGUCUCCCCUACAAAAUCAAAAAGACAUGAAACACCAUUUCGUCCCACAACUGUGAUGACAAACCUUCAACGAGGCAAUGUUCAGACCACUACGCCUUUAAUCCUGAAGAACAUGACGAUUCAUCAGUUGGCUGCUCAGGGUGAACUGGUACUACUACAACAGGAAAUCUCUGAAGGAACAGAUGUUAACAAGCCUGAUGCUGCUGGUAUGACAGCUCUUCUUUGGGCGAGUGCUAACGGUCAGCAGGCCACAACCGAGUUCUUGGUGGAGAAAAAUGCUGACAUCAAUGUUUGUGGGAAACAUGGUGAGAACGCUCUCCUGUUGGCGAGUUCUGGAGGAUACACUGACAUCGUUUACUAUCUCCUCAGUCUAGGACUUGACGUCAAUUACAGUGAUGAGUCAGGAAGUACUGGGCUGAUGUAUGCCUGCUAUAGGAACCAUACAGGGUGUAUACAGGCCCUUCUGGAGUAUGGAGCUGAUAUUACACACACAAACGAGGAUCAUCUCACUGCCAUGGACCUAGCAGUGGGUCAAGGCCACAAAGCAGCUCAGCAAACUAUUGAACAACACAUGCUGUCUUUGUUUGGGAAUUCCAAUCGUUUCCUACCUGAAAAACUAUGACUCCAUGGAGAAAAUGGUGCAGUGUAUCACUAGGUGUGGAAAAAUAUGCAACACACAAUGGGCCCAUCACAUUGGUGAAUCCAAAAAUCCCAUCAAACCUAAAGGAGCAUUGGACAACAGACAAACAGAGAAACCCAAUGUCUGGACCUAGCUUACAGGCCAGAUAAUCUCGACCAAGGACACUGGACCUAGCUUACAGGCCAGAUAAUCCCGAUCAAGGACACUGGACCUAGCU